This is a messenger RNA of Nymphaea colorata (pocket water lily), 1183 nucleotides long. RefSeq lists its product as uncharacterized. Lineage: Eukaryota; Viridiplantae; Streptophyta; Magnoliopsida; Nymphaeales; Nymphaeaceae. The record is from RefSeq and is a predicted model, not a curated record. Gene Ontology annotation, biological process: root development; shoot system development. The coding region runs from base 202 to 1041 and encodes 279 amino acids. The transcript has a single exon.
UCUCAUAUAAACAGAAUACAAAUUCAAUACGAAUGAGAAAGCCAAUGGCGCAUAUACAUCUCCCACAUGCUCACUAAAUGCUACCAACAGGGCAAGAUUCCACUUGUCUCUUAGCCAGUCUUUAUAUAAGAGAAGCCGCGGGGAUGUUCAUCAUCAAAACCACGACAUUUCAUUUCUGCAAGGCAAGAAAGACAGUGAGAAAUGGCAACAUCAUCCUCAAACUCUUUCCACGCAAGGUCCAUCAGCUUGCCCACAAGUUCAAACCCCAUCUUGCGCCGAGUGGAAGAAUGCCUUGAGGCUGCAAAAGAAUGGCAGGCCAAGCCACACAGCUUGACAAGCACCGGACUUGGCCACCUUAAGGACCUCUUCUGCUGCAUUGAUGGCUUCCUGCAAAUGGCUCACACACAGCAAGCUCUCUGUAGAAAGGACACCUUUGUUACCCAACUGAUGGAUGACUUUCUGAGAUUGCUUGAUGUGUGUGGGAUGGUGAAGGAUUCAGUGCAGCGUAUGAGAGAGGAGCAGCAAGCCCUUCAGUCGAUGUUCCGCAGAAGGGAUCAGAAUCUUGAUGUCGGCAUCGGUAGAUACCAAUGCAUGAGGAAGAGCAUGAGGAAGGACAUGAUCAAAUGCCUGCAGCUGUUGAAAACCAUGGAAGCUGAUGGGUCGUCCACAAAUGAUAGCAAGGUUGAAAAAAUCCUGAGAGAUGUCCGAGCUAAUACAGUAGCCACGUUCGAGCAGCUUGCAUCAAUAAUCUCUGCUCGCAACUCCCUAGGGUCGAUCUUCUCGAAGUUAAGAUGUUCAAAGAAACAUGAUGGUGGCGGUGCUGAAGGGAAGACCAACGAAAUUGAGAGGUUGGAUGUGAUUAUGUUUGCUCUGUGUGGCCAUCCGAACAAAGAAUUAGCAGAGGACAGCGUUCAAUACGUGAAAAGGCUAAUGGAAAAUUUGGAGUCGUGCUUGACGGGGGUCGAAGAUGAGUUGGAGGGAGUGUUUAGGAGCUUGAUCACUGCAAGAGCCGCCCUCCUCAACUUCUUAACAUGCUGUUAGGAUAAAUCUCAUUUUGAGUCCCUCAAGGGUCACCAUUUUGAAGGAUGUAUCGAAUGUUGAAAUUGUCUUCAUGUACAUAUCCGUACAACAUAAAAUUUGUAAAUUAGUAAAAAGAUCUAUCUUACUCGAAGAUUGCUGUUUA